AUGAUGAGCACCAAGUUCCUAGUCGUUUUCUUCCUUUCCUUGUUGAAUGCUUCUCAAGCCAUGUAUCGAAACAAGAACAAGGAUGAAGCAGCCGCGAAACAUCCACCAGCAAGUGCACAAGAAAUGAAGGCUCUCAUGGAAGAACGUUCUAGACGUCGUGCACAAGAAGAAACCGUUGCGACCGAUGGUACUACUACUACUACCCCUGAUAAGGGCGACAAGAUGAUCUCCCGAAAUGGUGAUGUCAAGAUCGAUGGUGAUGAAAUUGAAGUGUCCUUUGUGGUUACAAUGGAAGAAUUCAGAGACACUGUCAUUGGAGAAACUGAAGUCUUGGGCGACAAGUUUGUCUUUUCUGGACCGAUGGCCCUCGCUAACGACUCUACUGGAACAUGGGAAGCUGGCGAAGACGAGAUUGGUGUCGCCACCGGUUCGUGCGUAGUCUGCCUGGCAGAACCCCAAUGGUGCUGCGACUUCUUUUUCACCUUUGAUAAGAAUGGAGGAGAAUUUUUCCAAUUUGCCACGGUUGCUUCCAGUGGAUAUGUCUUUGAAGACGAAGGCCGCUUCUGGGUUACUGGUGCAGGAGGAGACUUUGUUGCUUCUCACAAUGGAAUGGGAGAAAUGAUAUUGGAUCCUUUCUUCAACCCCAUCUUUUAUUUCAAGCUAAACCUUCGAGCCUAA
Messenger RNA from Cylindrotheca closterium, 678 nucleotides. The record is from the annotation of a GenBank genome assembly. Lineage: Eukaryota; Bacillariophyta; Bacillariophyceae; Bacillariales; Bacillariaceae.